This is a messenger RNA of Grammomys surdaster, 1029 nucleotides long. It is a transcript of the gene Rax, whose product is annotated as retina and anterior neural fold homeobox. The record is from RefSeq and is a predicted model, not a curated record. Gene Ontology annotation, molecular function: DNA-binding transcription factor activity, RNA polymerase II-specific; RNA polymerase II cis-regulatory region sequence-specific DNA binding. Lineage: Eukaryota; Metazoa; Chordata; Mammalia; Rodentia; Muridae. Bases 1 to 1029 code for a protein of 342 amino acids. Gene Ontology annotation, biological process: positive regulation of transcription by RNA polymerase II. The transcript is spliced from 3 exons.
AUGCACCUGCCGGGCUGCGCGCCAGCCAUGGCCGACGGGAGCUUCUCGCUCGCUGGCCACCUGCUCCGCAGCCCGGGCGGGAGCACGUCGCGUUUGCAUAGCAUCGAAGCCAUUCUGGGCUUUACCAAGGAAGAUGGAAUCCUAGACACCUUUCCUACAGAGAGGAGCUCCAGGGGCUCGAAAGAGCGCGAUCCCAGACUGGGAGCCCGGCCCGCCUGCCCCAAGGCGCCAGCCGGAGGCUCGGAGUCAUCGCCACCAGCAGCCCCGGGGCUCGUUCCAGAGUACGAAGCUACUCGCCCCUGCUACCCCAAGGAGCAAGGAGAGGCACGGCCGAGCCCAGGACUCCCGGUUGGGCCAGCAGCAGGCGAUUCGAAGCUGUCGGAGGAGGAACCUCCCAAGAAGAAGCACAGACGCAACCGCACGACCUUCACCACUUAUCAACUGCACGAGUUGGAGCGCGCCUUCGAGAAGUCCCACUACCCCGACGUGUACAGCCGCGAAGAGCUGGCAGGCAAGGUUAACCUACCCGAGGUUCGGGUCCAGGUGUGGUUCCAGAACCGAAGGGCUAAGUGGAGGCGUCAGGAAAAACUGGAAGUGUCGUCCAUGAAGCUGCAGGACUCGCCUCUCCUCUCCUUCAGCCGCUCCCCGCCUUCCACGGCUCUGGCUCCCCUGGGGACCGGUCCGGGCAGCAGUAGCGGACCUCCGGGGAGCGCCCUACCGCUGGAGCCGUGGCUCGGGCCACCGCUGCCUGGCGGAGGAGCUACGGCGCUGCAGAGCCUGCCAGGUUUCGGGCCACCGGGACAGGGUCUCCCGACCAGCUACACGCCGCCACCGCCCUUCCUGAACUCCGCGCCCCUGGGUCCAGGUCUGCAGCAGCUCGGGCCACCGCCAGCGUACCCGUGCGCGCCUGCAUUCGGAGACAAGUUCUCGCUGGAGGAGGCGUACCCGCGCAACAGCAGCAUCGCUGCGCUGCGCCUGAAGGCCAAAGAGCACAUCCAGGCCAUUGGAAAGCCUUGGCAAGCCCUCUAG